This is a messenger RNA of Acanthaster planci (crown-of-thorns starfish), 2447 nucleotides long. RefSeq names its product coenzyme Q6, monooxygenase (gene coq6). Gene Ontology annotation, molecular function: 4-hydroxy-3-all-trans-polyprenylbenzoate oxygenase activity; FAD binding. Gene Ontology annotation, cellular component: mitochondrion. Lineage: Eukaryota; Metazoa; Echinodermata; Asteroidea; Valvatida; Acanthasteridae. Gene Ontology annotation, biological process: ubiquinone biosynthetic process. The record is from RefSeq and is a predicted model, not a curated record.
UCUCGCCUUAUUAUUUUAUAGAGUAGGCGACAAACUAUGUUUCAAGUUAACUGUGAUCGAAUGUCUGAAUUUAUUUCCAUUAUCCCAGGAAUAAAUCAUAUGGAGGAGGUGGUAAUUUUUAACUGACGCAGUGACGGUAAUUAACUUGAUUGUUUGACCCGACCAUGACCCGACUAUAGGGGUGACUUAACAGUAACAUGUCUCAGUUUAUAAACAAGAUCCUUUGCCCGUCUCGUGAUAUUCGUUGUUUUUGCGCAGUUAUUUGAAGUAUCACAUCACAUUUCUAAGUCAUGCAGCUAGCUUUUGCCGCCAGUCAUCAUGCAAGUAGAUAUGCUAGACGUAUAUCGCGUACUGGAGUAUUUUUAAAUGCCGUUUUGAGAGUAAGACAUGGAAGAGGUGGAAGUGGGACUACGUUGCUGUCAUUGUGCACGUGCUCUAAGCAAGGUGCGACCAAGCUUCACUCCAACUUCUUGUACUUAGCCACACAGACAUUAUUCUCCAAGUCAACCCUACAUGUGCCUUCCAGGAGGAAUCUUUGUAGUCAUGGUGACAGUGAAGACAUAAGCACAUCAGAAAGGGGAGAUGGAAGAAGUGAGCUCGGAGAGAGAUCAAAUAAUGAGCCCAGAGUACCAUUUUAUGAUAUUGUCAUAAUUGGAGGUGGCAUGACAGGAUGUGCUAUGGCUUGUGCAUUGGGACUUGAAGCUUCACUUGAUCCAUACAAGAUAUUGAUGGUUGAGGGUGGUGACAAACCAAAGGCAUUACCUGAAGACUUGUCUGGUAAUCAAUAUAGCAACAGAGUAUGCGCUCUUAGUCAGAGUUCUGUGGACCUGCUCUCAAGUAUUGGAGCCUGGUCUCGCAUGGUCAGCCAUAGAGUACAACCUGUGCGUAGCAUGCAGGUGUGGGAUGCCUGCUCAGAUGCUUCUAUCUCAUUCAGAAACAACCAGGAGAUGAGUCCAGACCUUGCCUUCAUUGUAGAGAAUGAUGUAACUGUGGAUGCACUGAACAGACAACUAGAGCAGCUUGGAAAUAGAGUUAAGAUUCAGUACAAUAACUCUGUCAGAGAGAUUAAGGUGCCAGACCAGAGUGUGUCAAAUGAAGACAGCUGGGUGCAAGUCGAACUAGCAAGUGGCCAAGUCAUGAAGACGCGCAUUCUGAUUGGUGCAGAUGGUGCAAGCUCUGUGGUCAGGAAGCUAUGUGAUUUUCCCUUUGUACAAUGGAAGUAUGACCAAUCAGCAGUGGUUGCUACACUCCAUCUAUCAGAGCCAACAGAAAAUGUGGUUGCUUGGCAGAGAUUUCUUCCUACUGGACCUAUAGCAAUGUUACCGCUGACCAAUGAGUUGAGUUCUCUUGUAUGGAGUACCACUCAUGCUCAAGCCGAGAGUCUUUUAGUAAUGAAUGCAGAGCAGUUUGUGGAUGAAGUAAACAAUGCAUUUUGGGAUGACAGCCACAAAGACCAAAUGGCCACUAGUGCAGGUGAAUUUCUGAACAGUAUGUUGUCAUUUGUCCAACCUGAUGGGUCAGCGGUCAGACAGCUACCACCUAGUGUGUCCAGUAUCUCAUCAGCAAGUAGAGCUAUGUUCCCCCUGUCUCUUGGACAUGCCUCACACUAUGUCAAACCACGUGUUGCUUUGAUUGGUGACGCAGCUCACAGAGUGCAUCCCAUGGCUGGCCAAGGUGUCAAUCUUGGAUUUGCUGAUGUUGUAUGUCUCAGAGACUCCCUAGUUUCAGCAGCUACUAUGGGCAAAGACCUCGGUUGCUUGUCACAUCUCCUUGAGUACGAGACCAAACGACAGCAAGGGGUUAUCCCUGUUGUUGCAGUCAUUGAUGGCUUGAAACGCCUCUAUUCAACAGACAAUCCCAUUCUGGUGUUGACACGGAGUCUGGGACUACAGGCAACAAAUGCCAUGACUCCAUUGAAGCAACGGAUCAUAACCUUGGCUGCUGGAAGGUAGAAUCAUGUUAGAGAUGCCAUCAACCAUUUCACUUACCAACAGAUCUAGACUCCAGACAUCUGUGUGGUCCAGAUAUCACAGAUGCUAAUUGUGAAAGCUUGUGGCACACAGUGCUAUUCUGCAUAUGAAACUGAAGAACAAAGUGCACAACUGCCAGCUGUGACAGUACAAAUCAAAGAAGUAGGUUUAGAAAGCAUUAUUUCUAGCAAACAUUGUAAUGAAGGCAAUUAAGAAGGGCAUUUGAAUGGCAGUGUAGGACAGACGGCUAUCCAUACAUGGAAGAGUCUAGGGAACGAAUAUGUCUGCUGCUUACUGAUAGGCAAGAUGGCUGUCCAAGCAUCCUUUACAUCCUCCACCUCUUAACCUUUCCUGCCAGGUGCUUUAAACAAUGCAGUGCCUACACACGGGCGAUUUGCAAUAUCUUCGGUUUUCAAAAAUCUUCAUAAAUUCUUAUUUUUUCCCCCUGAACCCUAAACCCCAUGGAGUGACUGUCUG